Messenger RNA from Zonotrichia albicollis (white-throated sparrow), 5461 nucleotides. NCBI's taxonomy places the organism in Eukaryota, Metazoa, Chordata, Aves, Passeriformes, Passerellidae. The record is from RefSeq and is a predicted model, not a curated record.
AAUGUAGGAGUAGGGCAACUCCUAGCCAGGACUGUUGAGCCAGCACACUCACAGUGUGUGCAUGCAGUGAGUGUGCCCCAGCUCACCCCACUAACAGCACGAGCUCUGAGUGGUGUCACUGACAGCUGCAUCUCACAGGGCUUCACAACCCCCAGCUUUAUCUUGUGGUCUCUCCUGCAUGUGAUUCAGCAGCACAGAACAUGGCGGUUUGUAGGGACUUCCUUGUGAAGUGGACUUUCAUUCCCUAACUGGGGUAAGGCUCAGUCCACAGAGACCUCCAAAAAGCUGAAAGGGCUGUUUCAUGCUACUGAUUGGGAUGGCAGCUCCUCUGCUCUGUUUACUGUUUUAGGUCUCAUUACUGAAGCUGACAGUGUUCCUUUCCAUUCUGGAAGUACACUUUGUGCACCAGACAUCUCUGACCAAGAGCCUUGUGCCUGUCAAGGGCAGACACAGAGGCACAGCUCUGUGCCCUUGUGAUGCUGAGGUUUCUGUAAUGCUCAGUGGAGUGCUCAUGCUGCACCUCCUAUCUUGGCUUCCCACUGGUUAAUCUUUCCCUUCCUUUUCUAGACAGUUAUUUUUGGCUGCUGUGAUUGCCCUUACAGGGUUUUUCCUUGCACUGAGUCACUGUUCUGGGCUGUGCCAAGAGGAAUUUUGGCAUUGUGGAAUAAAUGCCAUCACUCUUCCUGCUCACAAUUGUCACUAAUGUCUUUGAGUUUGUGCUAUUGCAUCUUGGGGCUUGCUCUGACUUUGCUCUUCUCUGCUGAUACUAUUGCCUUUGUCAUUUAGAUAAAAUCUUUAAUCAAGAGGACAAAAGAGACUGCGAAUGUGCAUCCAAUGUCUCGGGACCUCUCUCCAAGGCGCAAACUAGGUCCUGCCAUAUUCCACAAGACUGAGUCCCAGGAUCGCUUGAUUGAGGAGCUUCAGGACAGGCUGGGCAUCGAUAACCAGGAGCAGGAAGAAUGGCCAAGCCAGGAUGCCUGGCUGACAGAGGGGGUCAUUGUCACUGCCAGGCCCCGGGGGGAAGAGCAGAGUGGUGAACAGCAAGUAGAGAAGGUGGUUUUUCCUCCAGAAUCCCCGCUCCUCUCCAGGAGGACAAUCUCUGUUCCUGUCUCUUCCCAUCUCCAGCCUUCCAAAGAAUCUGCAAAGAUAGUCCCUGCUAAUGCUGCUCCUUCUCCUGCCUCUGGCCCUGCACCUCUUCUCUCACUCCCACCUCAGCCUUCCUCUGUGUCAUCUACCCCAGCUCCUAGUCCAGUCUCUUCCUCUUCCUUCAGCUUGGCUCCCCAGCCUCUCUUCCAGUGGGAAGCUUCUGAUAAUGAUUAUCAUGAGGUUUCUGUUGUGGGCACCCCUCCUAAUGAAGAUCCCAAACAUUCCUGUUCUCCCCAGACCUGGACUCCUCGCACCAAGGCAGUUGUCUCUGUUGGCUGUCAGACUGAAGAUGAAGCUUUCUUCCCAGAAAUGCAGGUGACCUGUGCUCCUCCCCUAGUCCGCAGUGCCAGUCUGUUGGCUGCUCCUGCACCCUGGGGCCCCACAGCCCCUGACAAGUUCAUGGCACAGGGAAAAGCUGGGAGCAGCUCCCCUCCAUCCACAGCCUCCAAGCCUGGCAGUCAGCUGGAUACCAUGCUGGGAAGCCUUCAGUCUGACCUGAACAAACUGGGUGUAGCUACAGUUGCCAAAGGUGUCUGUGGAGCCUGCAAGAAGCCUAUUGCUGGGCAGGUAGUUACAGCCAUGGGGAAAACCUGGCACCCUGAGCACUUCGUCUGCACCCACUGCCAGGAGGAGAUCGGCUCCCGGAACUUCUUUGAGCGGGAUGGGCAGCCCUACUGCGAGAAGGAUUAUCACAACCUCUUCUCUCCUCGCUGCUACUACUGCAACGGGCCCAUCCUCGAUAAAGUGGUGACUGCUUUGGACAGGACAUGGCACCCUGAACACUUUUUCUGUGCCCAGUGUGGAGCUUUCUUUGGACCUGAAGGGUUUCACGAGAAGGAUGGCAAAGCCUAUUGCCGCAAGGACUACUUUGAUAUGUUUGCUCCCAAGUGUGGAGGCUGUGCCCGGGCUAUCCUGGAGAAUUACAUCUCUGCCUUGAACACCCUGUGGCACCCCGAGUGCUUUGUCUGUCGGGAGUGUUUCACCCCGUUUGUCAACGGCAGCUUCUUCGAGCACGACGGGCAGCCCUACUGCGAGGUGCAUUACCACGAGCGCCGCGGCUCGCUCUGCUCCGGCUGCCAGAAGCCCAUCACAGGACGCUGCAUCACUGCUAUGGGCAAGAAAUUCCACCCAGAACACUUUGUCUGUGCCUUCUGCCUCAAGCAGCUCAACAAAGGAACCUUCAAGGAGCAGAACGACAAGCCCUACUGCCAGAACUGCUUCCUCAAGCUCUUCUGUUAGAGGCACUAUAGACGGGCGCUCAAGCAUCUUUCUGCCACCCCCUUGGCAGUUCUGUCUCUCUGAACAUUACUGUGAUUUAGGAACCUUACCAGGCAGGGGAGGAGGGGGGUGGGGGGUGGGAGGUGCUGCUAUGGAGAGGCAGUAGAUCCAGAGAUGAGAUGGACCAUUAAACUGGAAACGCCCUUGCUGUGUCUCAGAAGAGAGAGGCUGAGAUCCCUCACUGUGGUGUGUGUGUCUGUGUGUGACUGACAGCUGAGCUUAGCUCGAGGGCUCUUAACAGGGAGACUUUCCCAGCCCCCUCCUGGCAGCAGGAGGCUUUGCCAGUACAUUUCAGCCUGUGUCAGCUCUGAGCAAACGGUGACACUUGCAGACAACACAACCCUCUGCUUUGACACCUCAUUCUCAGGCUUUUGCCUGCUCGUGUGCAGGGUGACAGCGCAGCGAGGCCACCCUGUGACCUCAGUGCCACCCUGGCUCUCCUCGCAGUUACACUGCGUGUGUGACUUGCUGAGGGCAGAGCAUCAGCACAGGCAGCCAGGACCCUGCAAGGGUCUCUCCAGUUCCAUUACACUGUAAGGAGAUAAUACCACUUACUCUUUUUUUAAUUAAGAGGAAUCAAGAUGUUACUGUGUGGGGUGUUUUUCUUUUUUUCCCUGGUUUGUUACUCCCUUUCUCAAUGCCUUCUCUCAGCACACUGGAGCAGGAGGUGGGGUAAGCCCCAAGCAUCCCUCAGCACUGUUGUGCUCUCCUGUGGGGACUGCAGCUCCAUAGGCACCCAGGCCAGCUCAGGGAAUCUGCUCCCCUCACCUGCUGCUCCUGGCAGAGGAAGAGGCAUCACCCCUUCUUUACACACAGGUGCAGAGAGGUUAGAGCAGCCUUUUUCAUCCAGCCCUGUCAUGAGCGAGUGUGACGUGCGAGUGUUUAUCUGCCCUGGGACUCUCCCAUCUAUCAGGGCCUCAAUCUGUCACAAGAGUGGCUACAAGGAAGGGUUUAAGAAGCCAGGAAAAAAAAUUCCUAAAUUUAUAUCCUUUCCUCUUCCAGUUUGCUAAUGAGACCUAUCAGCCCCUUGGUGUUUCCCUUUUCUGUGCUCCUGUUAAACAUGUUCUACUGAGAGAUGCUACAGCAAUAACCUUUUAUAUUGACUGUUACUGGUAUAACAAGUCCUGGGGGGUCAGGUGUGCAUGACACACUUGGAGUUUUACUAUCAAAGUGAAUACUGUAUCCUGUCUUUGAUAAGAACUGUAGAUUUCUACACUGAUUUUGAAUUCAUAUCUAAUUUACUUUUAAUCCUCUUAUACAGAAAUUGGUUUUGAAGUGAUUUUAAGAAAGCAACUUUUAUAUCAAGCUGUGCUGUUCUAGGCAGUGUGCCAGUUGUGCUGGUUUACUGCAUCUGUAAUCUCAAUGCUUUAUUAAGCCUAACUAACAUUCAAUAUUUCCUUUUUGUUGCGGGUUGGGAGGGGCUGGAAUCUAUGGGCAAGGGAACAUGACUUGUAUUUUUUUUUCUCUAGCACAGGCAGGUGAUCUGUGAAUAGAUUUGAGGUUUUUUUUUUUUCCCUCCUCUGGGUCACCCAAAAGUAUAAUUUCGGUUUUUAUUGUAAUCUGUAAACUGCUGUAUUUGAAUCACCUGCCGUUCUCCCAAAGCCCAGCUUCCAGGAUGUUAAAAGUGAGUCUUAAUAUGCUAGGGGGGAAGGAGUUCAGAUCUUUUACCUUGGUUUCUCUUCUUCAGCUGCCUGAAACCAGAACAGGGUUAAUUGGGGAAGGGGCUCCUUUCUUUCUGUGGAAGAAAGGUCUUGUGAUUGAGGAGAAGAGACUGGGAGACAGAGUCUGUUCCUGACGAGCUGUGCAGCUUUGGGCCAGUCACUAAACCUUACUGUGCCUCAGUUUCCCCAUCUGUAAAAUGGGGGCAGUUUAGCCUGGAUUUGUGAGGUUAUUGUGAGACCUAGCUGAUGUUUGGUAAAGCACUUUUAGGUCUCUGGCUGGAGGGUGCUGUGGAGAGGGAAGCACUGUGCUGAAAUUCCCAGUGGCAUACCAGCCCUGGGAGCAGUGUUUGGAAUUCCUGCUCCAGAGAGCUGCAGCUCUGUCACCAUUGCCAUCUGGUUGUAUUUGCAGCUCGGCAAGUGCAUUCUAGGGCUCCAGGGGUGUCAGAAACCAGCCCUGAAACCCACGGGUCACUGUCCCAUGUAACCUCAUCACGGUGCUGCGCUGCCCUGCUCAGGUCACUGAAACUGUCCCCAUGGAUUUCCCCCAACAAACAAACCUCAGUGUGUGGGUGUGAGGCCAGAGGGAGCUGUGGGAGCGCUGGAGCUGUGUCAGCUGGGCUGAGCACAGCUCUGGGAAAUUCUUGAGGCAAGAGGCCUUGUGCAUUUUCAUCUUGUAGUCUAUUUGACUUAAAACGGAUGUUCCUAAGCUGCCUGUGUUUAUCUCUGGAAUAGUCAUCUUCCUUGGUGCCACUGAGGGGACACACAGCUGUUGUGUGCAGAUGCUGGAGAGGGGUGAGAUGUUUCUGGCACUGCCACUUUAUGUGACACCUGCAAACUGUGUAAUCCUGUGCCUCAGUUUCCCUGUCUGGGGAGUUUUUAACCUACCUCACUGCUAGCUGAGGCUUUGUCAGUGACUCUUGUGGCACACCUGGGUGCAGGGUGCUGUGUGGGCUGUGUGGUGCUGAGAGGAUGCUCCUCUGGCCUUAGUGCUUAACCGAGAUGAUGUCACACUCACCUUCUGCCUUCAUCUGGUGUCUGAUAUGCUGGGAUGCCACACCAAUGCUACUCUGCCAAAUAAUGCCUGGUGGUGGCUGCGGCCGCUGUGGGUGUCCAAAAUGCCUGUUCGUUCAGUACAGAUGCAGUUUUAGGGCAGCGCAGCCGCUGUUGGGCUGUGGGGGUGCUCCGGGAAGGUGUGUGUGUGCCCCCGGGCCAGGCGCUAUCCUGGGAAGGCCUUUCGCAUCAUGGCUGGGCUGGGGGAAGCUCCGCUGGGUCGACAAUUAUUUGAUUCUCUCCUCCCUUGUAAACUUCUAACUCCGCUUUUUUUUUUUUUUUUCUCUCUCCAUUUAAAAUUCUUGCAGUUAUGCCAAUAAAAUUUU